Molecule: messenger RNA, 1500 nt
Organism: Mesorhabditis spiculigera
Lineage: Eukaryota; Metazoa; Nematoda; Chromadorea; Rhabditida; Rhabditidae
Source: the annotation of a GenBank genome assembly
AUGGCCCAAGCCCAGCAAAUUAUCCUGACGCUUGAGCAAGGACGUCGCCUUAGAACUGCGUUGCUGAACAUUAUCCAGGUCCUGGACGAGGCGUUGGAGCAAGAACCGGUGAACGUUGAGCGCGCCGAAGAAGAUCCGAGAGACGAGAGCGGAGAGGGUUCUGAUGGGGGAGAAGAUGGAGCUGCCGGCGCCGAUCAGCGAGUAUUUGGCCCGUUGCAUGUGGAAGUAGAUCUACAAGCCACUGGAGACGUCGAUAUGCCCACCAAGCCGGUCCCAUCUGCAUCAUCCUCGCCAAGUUUCCACGUCACCGCGCUGGCCGCUCGCUUCUGCCUGCCCCGUUUCACCGACAUUGACUAUGAUGUCUUCACGGACGCUGCUACUUAUGUAGAUGCCGGCGAGUCUGCCUUCAAACGCGCCACUUACAGGGACACCCCGGUCCUCGCGUGGAUUUUGGUCCCGGACGUCUAUUGGGGGAACUUUGGCAAAUACCUGUUCUGUUGUGCGGAUAUUCUCGUGGCGUGGCUGAUUUUGCCGAUCGAUCACAUCCUGUCGCGCGGGCGGAACGAGAGCAUCAUCUCCUAUGUGGUCGUCUUCUGGCUGGCCAACCCGCUCACCGCCUUCAUUUCGGCACGUGGCUGUUCGGAUUCGUUGGUCUGCGCAGCUGUGCUAUUCGUCUUGUAUCUAAUAGGUAAAGGAAAGUGUUUCUAUGCAUCCUUGGCGCACGGAGCUCUGGCCAGCCACCGCAAGCUGUAUCCCGUCAUCUACCUCGAUUCCGUGCUCAUGCUCAUCAUUUCUGAAGGUGAAGACGUUCGCGAGAUGUGGACCAAUUGUUCAGUCUUCGGUUUCGUCCGCCGUUUCUUGAACCUGCGAGCUGUCGGUUAUGCACUGACUGCCAUCGGCUCAUUUGCCUUGAUCGUCUUCGGGCUCUACCAAAUCUACGGGCAAGAAUUUCUGGAAGAGUGGCUGCUCUACCACAUCGGACGCCGAGACAUCAAGCACAACUUCUCGCCGUGGUUCUAUCUCCUUUACGUGGCUCAGCAAUCCCCUGUCUCAGUCUACAUUGGAUACCUCCCAUUCUUUAUCCAAAUCGCCUCGAUUUUCCACGCCGCCGAAACGCUUUACUUUGACCUGCCGAUGUGUUGGUUCAUGAGUACUAUGCUGUUCGUGGCCGUCAACAAGGUCUCUACUAGCCAAUACUUUAUCGGGUAUUUGGUCUUCCUGCCAUUCGUCGCGUCGCGGGUCGAUACGUCGCUUAUCCUGAUCGCCUUGUGGUUGUCCGCUCAGGCAGCUUGGCUCGGGCUUGCAUAUCUCUACGAACUCAAGUGUUAUGCCACGCUGUUCUACGUCUGGAUGGCAAGCUUAUGGUUCUUCUUCGUCAACAGCUACCGGAGGAAUCGUUUCCGGGAAUGCCGCGCCAGGGUCAGUGCACAUCGUGAAGAGCUGCUUCGUAAAGCCGUCAGUCGCAUGUUUCCGAUUGGCAAGAAGGUGCCGAUGCAGCCC